Messenger RNA from Prorocentrum cordatum, 930 nucleotides. Lineage: Eukaryota; Dinophyceae; Prorocentrales; Prorocentraceae. The record is from the annotation of a GenBank genome assembly.
AUGCAGCCGACGUUCAGGGACCUGUCCAUGAACAUCACGGGGUCCUUGGCCAAGCAGCAGCAGAAGCUCGUCGCGCUGGCAACGGACAGCGACAAGGAGCUCUUCGGCUUAGUCCCGCAGCGGUGGAUGGAGUUCACGGCCUACGUGCGCAAGAUGAUCGUGGACCACAGCUUGGGCGCCAGCGAGAACCGGUUGAGGCUCAUCUCGUUCGGCGUCUUCAACUGCGCGGACAGCGUGGCGAAGUUCUGGAGAGCUCGCGCCCUGUACUUCAGGGAGGCGGUGGCGUGUCUCGUCGGCGGGCCCGAACGGAUGACCUCCACGGACUACUCGCACGUGACCCUCUGGCUCUACAGCGCCCAGGCGGAGGUCGCCGAGGUCCUCGAGUGCGGCGGCCCAGCUGCGGCUGUCUACGCGAAGCGCAUGUCGCAGAUCAUCCUGGCCGGCGUGGUGGACGGGCUUAGCCUCGAUGCUCCGGCCAUGUCCUCGAAGCUGAAGUCCGCGAUGCAGGCGCUGGAGCAGCAGCGGGCCGAUGCUGCCGAGAUGCUUCAGCUGAUGGCUGCGCACUGCCCCAGGGAGGACUCGUUUCUCAAGCCGCUGCCCGAGAUUCGCGCGAUGUGGAACGCUAUGGCGGCCGAGCCGGGCGACGAGGCGACGGGUGGAGCUGCGGUGGGAGUGGCGUCGACCAGCGAGGAGGAGACGGUGCCAGCGAUGGCCAUGCACUCCUUGGCGCUCCACCUCGAGCAGAAGCUAUACGACUGGGCGUUCCAGGGGGAGCACGCGUCGACCCUCGCCCCGGACGCGCACGCCGACACCUUGAUGGGGGACGCUUUCGACCCUGCGGCUGCCAUCUACUGGACGAAGACGGAGUUAUGCGUGGCGCCGGAGAAGGACCUGGUGUUCAACAUGAUUGGGGAGGUCUUUAUGCUGUAG